UUCCAUCUCUAUAUAUUGGAGACAUAAAGCUCUCUGUUUAUUCGGCUAACAUCAGCCGUUUGUGGAGAAGAAAAGUUUUUUUCUUCGUGCCUAUUUUAAUCUGGAAGUCAGAUUGUGCGCGUAAGCGCGUGGGAUGGAUGUGGGUGGAGGAGGGUCUAGAUGGGCCAGCCAGUGUGCGUGGGUGUGGGUUGAGGCUUCUGGGCUGGGUCCCCUGACACCCUUGGGGCCCCAGGAAACUCCCACCACACAUUUGUCGGGGUUGGUGUGCAGGCUCCCCCUCCUGACGUCAUGUCUGGAGGCUGGCUGCUCGCGCUGCUGCUCGAGCUGCGGACACCGUCUACCUCCAACUGAGAAACUUUCCUGGAGUUCUCCGCUUCUUCAGACCGCAGACCGAGUCCAAAUCCAGGCAGAGAGGGGUCCGCCGCAGCGCGGAACUGACGGGUCGGUUUUUCUUUGCUUCGGGACUUCAGGAUUGAGCUGGAAACCUUCAGGAAUAUGUUCGGGAAUAUCCAAGUUUUCCAAACUAGUAAGAAGUGAGAGGAUUAUCUGACAGGACCUGGACCUGGUUUCUUUCUUUCUGUUCCUCUUCAUUAAACUUUAUUUUCUGUUGGUUCUGGACAUGGCCCAGAUCGGAUUGGGCCUCUUCCUGUCCCUGUGUCUCUGGUCCGGUUCUGUCCCGGCGGAGCGGCAGCACGGUCGCGGCGGGAUCAGGAAGCUGUACGUGCUGCAGUCCGGACCGGGACCGGCUGGAGCGGACGGCGCGGUGCGGGUCAGCUCUAUCUCGACGCGGCACGGCCCGGCCGGCCAGCCGCUGGCCUACAACCUAGAACUCAGCGCCAACCUCGGCGGCCCGGUUCGGACGCGCAGGAUGGGGAACCAGGCGGCUACAGUCCCGCAGAGUGGACCGGAGCAGGGCCAGCAGCUGUCCGGGGUGAAUGUGUGUGGAGGGCAGUGCUGCCAUGGAUGGAGUAAAAGUCCAGGAUCACAGCGGUGCACCAAGCCCAACUGCAUCCCCCAGUGCCAGAAUGGAGGAAUGUGCCUGAAGCCUCGGCUCUGUGUCUGCAAACCGGACUUCAAGGGGACGGCAUGUGAACAGAAAACCACACACUCACAUCCAGCUCUGCCAGGGAAUGGACACACUGACGGUCACACCACAGGCCAUGUAAACGGGCACACCAGUGCAACCGGUGUUGUACCCCAGCAGCCCAUACCGCAACAUGUUCAGCCGAUUGGCUAUCCCUCUGCCCCGUAUUCACCUAGCAGCAUGGCCCAGAUGAAAGUGACGGUCAAGGCGGCACCCCAGUUUAUGCGGCCUCAUUACAUCCAACAGCACAUCCAGCAACAGAUUCGGCCCAUUCACCCUGGACAGAACCAGCAGUACCUCAUAAAGCCCAAAUACUACCACACACACACCACACACACGCAGACGCUUGUCCAGCCCCAACCCGAGAGGCCGAUCCCCCUGACAGUGGGUCACAACCCCGUCCACGUGGGCAAUCACACCGGAAGGAUUAAGGUGGUCUUCACACCUACCAUUUGCAAAGUCACCUGCAUAGGAAGCAGAUGUCAAAACAACUGUGAGAAAGGAAACACCACUACCAUCAUCAGUGAAAACGGCCACGCCACAGAUACGCUGACAGCACCCAACUUUAGAGUCGUUGUGUGUCACCUGCCGUGUAUAAAUGGCGGUAAGUGCAGUGCCCGGGACAAGUGUCAGUGUCCUCCAAACUUUGCUGGAAAAUUCUGCCAGAUGCCAAUUCACAGCGGACAUCAACAGACAUCAGGAGGCUACAGCCAGACUCAGGUUCACUCCACACACACCCUGCCUCUGACCUACAGCAACGGCCAAACCUCUGUAUACAGUCCGGGCAUCGUCAACAUCCACAUCAAACAUCCUCCAGAAGCCUCCGUUCAGGUCCACCAAGUCUCUCAGCUAGAUGAUUACCAUAACAACCAGCAGAAAGGCUCCUCAUCCUCCACCAGCUACAGCUACCAUCACACAGAGAGCAACCAGAAAAUUCAGCGCCACGGCUACAACGUAGUUUAUCCCAACCAGCAUGGCUACCAGGUUCCUCAGUACCAACCCGUCACCUCCAAGAACAUGCUGGGUCGCUGCUUCCAGGAGACGGCUGCUGGUCAGUGUGGGAAGGGGAAGGCCCUGCCAGUCCUCACCAAGCAGGAGCAGUGCUGUGGGACCAUAGGGACCUCCUGGGGCUUUAACAAAUGCCAGAAAUGUCCGAAGAGAUCAUCCAUCCCCCUGAUAGAUUGUCCUCAAGGAUACAAGAAAGUCAACACUUCCCAUUGCCAAGAUUUAGACGAGUGCCAGCUGCAGGGUCUGUGUCCUAAUGGAAACUGUGUGAACACGGUGGGCAGCUACAGGUGUAUGUGUAACCCUGGCUUCAUCCCGGACCCUACACUCAGCACAUGCAUCUCCAAUACACCUGCCGUCCAGGAGGAAAAAGGGGCUUGCUUCCGUUUGGUCAGCUCAGGGAGGCAGUGUUUGCACCCUGUGUCUGCCCAACUGAGCAAACAGCUGUGCUGCUGCAGUGUGGGCAAAGCCUGGGGUCCUCGUUGUGACAAAUGCCCCCCUCCAGGAACAGCCAAGUUCAAAGAAAUCUGCCCUGGUGGAAUGGGCUACACUGUUCUACCAAAUCCUCCAGUGAAUAAGCCUGUUCACCAGGAGCCCGUUGACUUGUUACCCCCACAACCCCUGCCAACACCAGAGAGACCAGUGGAGGCUUUUGGGAAACAAGAGGAGAUCCAACCAGUAGCAACAGGUGCUCCGGCUCAGGAUCUGCUAGUUCCUGUGGUUAGCAUUUUACCUGUAACUGAACCUUCCCUGCCACAGCUUCCUGCAGGUGUAUCUACUGUCAAGAUGGAGCCAGUCUCUCCAGUAGUUGAGAAGACUUCUCCUCCUGCUCCGGUGGAGAUCCUGCCAUCCAACGCUGGACAGGACGUCGCUCCCACUCAGUCAGCCGAGGUGGAUGAAUGCCAGAUCAACCCCUACAUCUGUGGGCCAGGGAUCUGCUACAACACGGCCGACAGCUACACCUGCCACUGCGAUGAGGGAUACCAGCUGGAUGGCAGCACAUCCACCUGCGUAGAUACAGACGAGUGCCAGGAUGAGCAGGUCUGUGUCAGAGGUCACUGCCUGAACACUGAAGGCUCUUUCAUCUGUCAUUGUGGUCCUGGAUUCAGAGUAUCACCCAGCAGAGAUCAGUGUGAUGAUGUGGACGAGUGUGUGGAGGACAUCCGUGCAUGUGAGGCUGUAGGAGAGUGUGUGAACAACAUGGGCUCCUACACCUGUUCCUGUCCUGACGGGUACCGGCAGGUCGACGGCAUCAGCUGCAGAGAUGUGGAUGAGUGCGUAGACGAAGCCGAUCUGUGCUCGCCUCAUGGCAGCUGUCUGAACACAGAGGGGUCCUAUCUGUGUGUGUGUGACAGCGGAUUCACCGCCAGCCUCGACACGCCCUCCUGUGACGACAUAGAUGAGUGUGGGCUGAACGAGACUCGGUGUGGACCUCAUGGUUUCUGUGAGAACCGUCUGGGCUCGUUCCGUUGUCUCUGUGACCAGGGCUACCAGGAGUCCCAGGACGGUCACAGCUGCGAGGAUGCGAACGAGUGUGAGAUGCUGAGCGGAGUGUGUGGCGAGGCCGAGUGUGUCAACGUGGACGGCUCCUUCCUCUGCUCGUGUCCCAGUGGCCAGGACUACAACAACAUGAUUGCCAAGUGUGAGGCCACGCCCACAGCCUCGUCAGUGGAGAGGAAGGAGUGCUACUACCGUCUGAGUGAUGAGAACCUGUGUGAGAGUGUGCUGACCACCCAGGUCACCCUGCAGGAGUGCUGCUGCACUCUGGGAGCCGGCUGGGGGGACAACUGUGAGGUCUAUCCUUGUCCUGUCAACGGUACAGACCAGUUCAGCCAGAUGUGUCCGUCUGGAAGAGGCUUUAUCCCCAGCGGAGAUGUGCUGUAUGGAAUCCCGACUUCUGCCAGCUACAACGAUGCAGAUGAAUGCUCACUCUUUGGACAGGAGGUGUGUAAAGGAGGCUUCUGCCUGAACACCGAGGGCAGCUACGAGUGUUACUGCAAGGUCGGGUGGGACUACGACCCGGUCAGCAUGGAGUGCAGAGACAUCAACGAGUGUUUGGAUGAGUCCAUGUGUGAUGGUGGGCACUGUGUGAACACUGACGGCUCCUUCAUGUGUUUCUGUACCCAUCCCAUGGUGCUGGACCCCACCAGGAAGCACUGCAUCCUGGAGCCUGGUCUGAUUGAGGAUCAUGAGGAGCAGAUGGACUAUCAGGGUAUCUGCUGGCAGACGGUGACUGACACCAUGGCGUGCACCCAGCCCCUUGGCCCAGACCAGAAGACCACCUACACCGAGUGCUGCUGCCUGUAUGGAGAGGCCUGGGGCAUGGACUGUGCCCUGUGUCCCCGCAGAAACACAGAGCACUACGCCGCCAUGUGUAAUCUUCCUGUGGGCGAGGAGCGGCGGUCGUAUGGUCGCGAUGCCCUCAUUGCCGGUCCGGUCCAUGAAUACGAAGUGGGCCCAGACUAUCCUCAGCCCAUCCCAGCGUUUUCUGAGGAGGAAGAGCGCCCAUUCAAGGCGUUUGAAGGCCUGCAAGCCGAGGAGUGUGGGAUCCUGAAUGGCUGCGAGAACGGUCGUUGUGUCCGGGUCCAGGAGGGCUACACCUGCGACUGCUUUGACGGAUACACCCUCGACCUGUCCCUCAUGGCAUGCAUUGAUGUGAAUGAGUGUUCAGAGCUGAACACUCGGAUGUCUCUGUGUAAAAACGCUAAAUGCAUCAACACAGUGGGCUCCUAUCGGUGUGUGUGCCUGCCGGGCUUCAGACCCUCCGACAGACCCAACUACUGCGUGGAGGAAACACAGCAAGCAUCCAGAAACACAAAAUGAGCACGGACGGAUACCAAAACCACAAACACUCACCUGCAGGACGUCUGCUGACGACACUCAGUCAGCAGAACCGGAUCAGACCAUAUCUGACAGUCCUGACCGGACCUGGAGGAACUCAGUCCAAAUCGCACCUGACAGCACAGCCAAAUUUCAGUCUGUUAUGUUCACUUCUUCUAUCAUGGUGCUUACUUUUUUACAUUAUUCCAUAUUGAAAGAGACAUUUGGCCCCAGGAAUCCAGAUUUUUCUCCGGUUUUUCUGAACUUUCUGGUCCAAAUAAAACAAAAAGAUGAAAACUCGAAGAUGAUGAUGUCACGAUGACAUCAUGGUAACUACAUCCGUCUCUUAUAGCAGUCUACUGAAAGUUAAUGAAUCCAUUAACAGAAUUAUGUUAGGCUUUUAAAAACCACUGCAGUAUCCAGAGCAGUAAAUCUAUGCCACAGCUGGGUUUUAGUGAGCUGGACCCAGGUUCUGGACCGUCCAGACCCCAUGGACCUGCUUCCAGGUUUCCAUCAGAUCUCAGCAUUUACUGAAACUCUGAUGGGACUUUUAGUUUGUGUUCUGGUGUUUUGUGAAGAUGAUGAAUGCUGGGAUGAAGCUUCUGAUCCCUGAGAGGAUGCCUCGCCCUGAAAACACACUUACAUGAUCAAAGCCAACAUAUUCUGCACUGUAUGACAUGAAACACAUCGUAAAUUACUUGAUAAAGAUUCAGAUUUAUCUAAUACUUGGGGGAUUAAAACACACUCUUGUAUAAAAUGUAUGUUUUGUCUGUUUCUUUGUUAUUUUGAGGAGCAUAAAAUGUGUCAUUUAUCAUUCUGACAAACCCAACGUAUGCCGGGGGAUCCAACUGUAUUCCAUGCCCAGUGAAACUGAUUGUGGAUAUUUAAUUCUGUGAAGAGGCCAGCCGUCUGCUCCCUCACCUCCUCCGUCGCCAUCCGGCUGGCUCACCGCUUCAUGUGCACGUUUUGCUGCAGAUGUCAUGUUCGGAAGCAGCUUUGUUGUGUACCAGUGGUCACCUGUUGACCGGAAGCUAACAUAGAAGCUAGUUUCCCAUUCCGUACAAAGAGCUACUCGACUGCUGUGUUUCCCGUCGGGACUGAGAGGAAUUUCUUCCUUCUCUUUUCUGCUUCACUGCAAAGUCCUGACAAGUUGCAAAGCUGCUACAGGACGGCGAUGGGAGACACGGACCGAGUGUACAUUUACACAACACGGGAGAAAAAAGCUCAUGUAUUUGUAAUUUGUACAUGAAUAAAUAUCGUUUUCUAUGAAUUCAUAUCACAGUGCACAUUAAACCCCUUGAUAAUAAA
Molecule: messenger RNA, 6217 nt
Organism: Melanotaenia boesemani (Boeseman's rainbowfish)
Lineage: Eukaryota; Metazoa; Chordata; Actinopteri; Atheriniformes; Melanotaeniidae
Gene: ltbp1
Product: latent transforming growth factor beta binding protein 1
Exons: 29
Coding region: 620-4912 (1430 amino acids)
Molecular function (GO): calcium ion binding
Source: RefSeq, a predicted model, not a curated record